GCCCACAGUCCAUCUCCUGCCAAGGGCCAAGUGCUGCUCUGACCACCCAAGGAUUCUCCCCACACAAGCGCCUCCAGGUGACCCUGACUCCUGACUCUGGACCCUUCUGCCCCACUCUGCCCUUCUUAAGGGACUGGGAAGUCCCUAGAAGCCAAAGCGUGGGUGUUGACGCCCAGACAUCCUCAAGAGCCAAGGCUGUGCGGGGGCUCAGGCCUCAGCCCCCAACCUGGCUACCAUGGCGCGGCGGCUCCGGGGUGAGCUGGCUGCCUUCUUCUUUGAGUAUGACACACCCCGAAUGGUGCUGGUGCGCAACAAGAAGGUGGGCAUCAUCUUCCGUGUAAUCCAGCUCGUGGUGCUGGUCUACAUCAUUGGGUGGGUGUUUGUCUAUGAGAAGGGAUACCAGACCUCGAGUGGCCUCAUCAGCAGCGUGUCUGUGAAGCUCAAGGGUCUGGCGGUGACGCAGCUCCCGGGCCUGGGCUCCCAGGUCUGGGAUGUGGCUGACUACGUCUUCCCAGCCCAGGGGGACAGCUCCUUCGUGGUCAUGACCAAUUUCAUCGCAACCCCCCAGCAGGUUCAAGGUCACUGUGGAGAGAACCCGGAAGGGGGCACGUGCACCAACGACAGCAACUGCAUCGCAGGAAAGGCAGAAAGGAAGGCCCAAGGCAUCCGUACUGGCAAGUGUGUGGCCUUCAACAACACUGUGCAGACGUGUGAGAUCUUUGGCUGGUGCCCUGUGGAGGUGGAUGACAACAUCCCACGGCCUGCCCUUCUCCAAGAGGCCGAGAACUUCACUCUCUUCAUCAAGAACAGCAUCAGUUUUCCACGCUUCAAGGUCAACAGACGCAACCUGGUGGAGGAAGUGGAUGCCAAAUACAUGAAGACCUGUCUUUAUCAUAAGACCUUGCACCCGCUCUGCCCUGUGUUCAAGCUUGGCUAUGUGGUGGAAGAGUCAGGCCAGAAUUUCAGUGCCCUGGCUGAGAAGGGCGGGGUGGUGGGCAUCACCAUUGACUGGAACUGUGACCUGGACUGGCAUGUGCAUCACUGCAAACCCAUCUACGAGUUCCAUGGGCUUCAUGAGGAAAAAAGUUUGUCUCGAGGCUUCAAUUUUAGGUUUGCCAGGCACUUUGUGGAGAAUGGGACCAACCACCGGCAUCUUUUCAAGGUGUUUGGGAUUCGCUUUGACAUUCUCGUGGAUGGCAAGGCUGGGAAGUUUGACAUCAUCCCCACAAUGACCACCAUUGGCUCUGGGAUUGGCAUCUUCGGAGUGGCCACCGUUCUCUGUGACCUCUUGCUGCUCCAUAUCCUGCCCAAGAGGCACUACUACAAGCAGAAGAAGUUCAAGUAUGCAGAAGACAUGGGGCCAGAGGCGGGUGAGCGUGACCCCGGAGCCACCAGCUCCACCCUGGGCCUGCAGGAGAACAUGAAGACAUCCUGACCCUCAGUCCCCAGCUCCUGAAGGAUGCAGUGUGAGGCCUCAAAAGGGAGCCCUGCUGGGAUCCCAGCCAGGACAGAGGGCUCUCCUCAGGAGUCCUCCUGUCCUCUCAGGCAGGCAGACACCAAGCUGGCAGCAGCUCAGAGUGGACACUGGCACAGACCUAUGCAGUUCUGGGCUCUGGCUCCAACCCUACACCCCGCUCCCCCACCACCACCAUAGCAACCUCCCCACUCUCACAAUCCUGGACCUGAGCUUUGUGCUUCUCUUCCUAGGUCCUUAUCCACCCACGAGCUCAGGGUCUCUACCCCUGUGCUCUCCAGUAUGGCACACUAACCACAGCUGACUAAAUUUAAAUGUAAAUUAAUUCAACUUCAAUAA
Talpa occidentalis (Iberian mole) is the source of this 1813-nucleotide messenger RNA. RefSeq names its product purinergic receptor P2X 1 (gene P2RX1). The coding region runs from base 236 to 1435 and encodes 399 amino acids. Gene Ontology annotation, biological process: response to ATP; monoatomic cation transmembrane transport. NCBI's taxonomy places the organism in Eukaryota, Metazoa, Chordata, Mammalia, Eulipotyphla, Talpidae. Gene Ontology annotation, cellular component: nuclear inner membrane; plasma membrane. The transcript has 12 exons. The record is from RefSeq and is a predicted model, not a curated record. Gene Ontology annotation, molecular function: extracellularly ATP-gated monoatomic cation channel activity; purinergic nucleotide receptor activity; ATP binding.